Messenger RNA from Aspergillus ruber CBS 135680, 3276 nucleotides. Its product is annotated as mediator of RNA polymerase II transcription subunit 14. The record is from RefSeq and is a predicted model, not a curated record. Gene Ontology annotation, molecular function: transcription coregulator activity. Gene Ontology annotation, cellular component: mediator complex; core mediator complex. The coding region runs from base 1 to 3276 and encodes 1091 amino acids. The transcript has 2 exons. Gene Ontology annotation, biological process: regulation of transcription by RNA polymerase II. Lineage: Eukaryota; Fungi; Ascomycota; Eurotiomycetes; Eurotiales; Aspergillaceae.
AUGGGCAAUGUUAAUGUUGGCGGGGCCGGACAAGAGCCAGGCAUUCACGAGACUAAGAAUGGCUUGUCGAAUCCCGGCGGGCCAGGGAACUCUACUGAAUUACGAAAUGGCACGACUCAUGUGAAUGGGGUAUCAGGGACCGCCAGUGGCCAGCUAUGGAAAACAGAGGCGUCAGUAGCAUCGGGAGAGCCACCCGCGCUUGUGCAUAUCACUCAAGGGUUUUUCCCAUUCUCGAUGUUGGUUAAUAGAUCGGUUCAGCAAUGCUGGAACGACCUGUCGGAAUUGGUCGCAGAGCUAGCAGAAAUGCAGGUUCCUUACCAAGAUCAGUCAUCAUUGUCUUUCACCCCCCAUGGGAAGUCCUCAGGGAACCAGACUUCUGCGAAUGUACAGAAAAAGCUCCGGUUACUUGAUUUUGCCCAUGCGAAACGAGCAGAAUUCAUCAAACUUCUCGUUCUCUCACAAUGGAGUCGACAAGCCGCCGAUGUUAGCCAACUCAUCGACCUGCAGGGUUUCAUUCGUACUCGUCACCAAGCCUAUGCGGCAGCUCUUCAAUGGGUUGGUGACAUGAAGAGAGACCUGGUCAUGGCUCAAGUAGCCAACCCCGACUUGAAAACUGCACUAGAAGUCAUAUCUAAGGGUAGGGUAAUGGCCAUGUCAGAUCUCGGGUAUAAACCGCCAAAGCCGUUGACAGCAAAGCGCACUCUCAAGAAGCUGCAGAAACUGAAUAAGAUAAUCAGUAUACGAUUAACAUUGCAUGACCAAGUGCCCAGAGCUUUUCAGACAUAUCAUGUUCAUGAUGGCAGAGUAACUUUUUCCGUCCCUGGGGAGUUCGAACUUGAUCUUUCUGUGGGAGAAGAAAAUAAGUCUUCUCAGUUUUUCUUUGUUGAUAUCCGCUUUCUUUUUUCUCCUUCGUCUGCCAUUCCCAAAGGUCGGGUUCUGAAUGAGCUUGACAUCAGAAUCAAUGAUGUACUCCGUGACAGCGGCCUCACCGGGUGCUUCGACCUGUUGCACGGUUUGGUUCUUACAUUUAAAGUCAAUGUGCUUUUCAAGCAAGCUAUCGACUUAGCAAGAGGUCUUUGGUCCGAUGUUUUGCGGGUUGAGCUCUUGCAUCGAACACUCAUUGUGCAGUAUUGGGCGUUAAAACCUGGAGCUAAGAGCUGGCUUGAAGUUGGCAUCAAAAGUGGUCGUCUACGAGGGAGCCAUGGGGAUCCUGGAGUGCCAUGUUUGGGUCUUCGCUGGAUGCGAGAUGGUCAAGAGGUCGACAACGCAAACAUCGAAUUUGACACGCAAAUUUUAUCGAUGGAAUAUGUCCUGCGGAGUGUUAUAGCACUACAUGUCUCUCACAUUCUCUCGUCGGUAUAUACCAAUAUAUGCGAGAAUUCAUUGUUCUCCACGGGUUCACUAUCUUUGUGUGCUCAAUUAUCUCGGAUGGAGCCUGGAGACUGCCAGCUCGACAUCCAGCUUACCUCGUCUAGACACCUUCGUGUCACAGUUGAACCAAUGUCAGGUGCCAGUGUUCUUUCGGCGACGCCUAGCAUAUUGGAUCGUUUCGAUAGUGACCGCGGAUCCGAUAAGUCGCUCACUGAUGAAAUUGCGUCUCGUGUGGCACGGAUUCGUUGUUCUUCCGCGAUAGAAGAGAUUGAGUCAAAUCUGAAGAUUCUUGGCUUUGAAACCGUUAACCCUAGGUCUCUUAAAGUUGACAUCCGGAGAAUCUUCCCGUCUAACAUUAUACGGUUUACGUUCUUCCGGCAUCAUCUGUGGGAACAUAAUUGGCUUAUAGCCGCGACGAGCAGCAUGGACAGCGAUAACUGGUGGGUCAUACAGCUUCGACCGACGUUAUCAGCAAAUAAACACCCAAAUCUUGGUGCUCGAGAUGCAUCUAUGCUCCGAUCAGCUCAAGUUAUCAGCAGUAGGUUCCUUACUGCGCAGCAACACACAAGUUAUGCGGCGUGUGCGGAUCUUGGGCAUUGUCUUACCGGAAUACUGGCGAUCCACGCCAAUGCUCGCUUUCUGGUGGAAUUACAGUGCAUUCAUUUCCACCCUCCGCUGCAUAAAUUACAGAUCGAAACGGGUCUUAGAACACCAGAUAUCUUCAUUCGCUACGAAGCCUCGAAUCUGCCCCCGGCUUUGCGGAUAGCACAACCUGCUGGAUUGAAGAAAUCUUACAUAAAAAACACCAUUCGCGUUGCCUUCCACGGCAUCGAUCCCCACAAGAAUCUCGCCAUUCUCGUGGCGUACGGGAGCCUAUCAAUGCCUGUCAAGGCUCUGAGCACGCUGGUCUCGAAAUGGGAUCCUUCUAUCGUUUUUCGGCAGAAAGGCGGCGGUUUUGCGAUUCGUCUUCUUGCACCGGCAGGCCAGAUUGUCAUCGUAGAUCUCAUUGAGAAAUUACAACGGCUCGAACAGAUACUGUCCAUCAUUGAGUCUCUUCAACGGAAGAAAAUGGACGUUUUGUCACUGUCACUAUCUCGCAUUGCUUUCUCUUAUGGUCCUGGCAAGGUUCUGCGUGCCAACAUCAAUGUCAGCACGUCUGGACCCUCGUCCUCUGCACAUACUGACCUUUCCGGGAUCCCUUCGAAGGCCGAUUCAGUUUUCCUCCAGCGACUGGGAAUUGUCUUUGAUCAUCCAAACCCUCACCGGCGCAUUCAAGGAUCCUUGACAACUAGUUUAAACAAUGCAUCUAGUGAAGCCGGCCUAGACUCCUUCUUUGAACUUCUCACUCUCACUCUUCCAUUGUUGCGGGCUCUCGACCAGAUAACCGUCAAUCCAUCCCACAACGAGCCAUUGAAGGCGCAAGUAACAGUGCGCAAUGCGAAAACAUAUCAAAUUCACUAUCCUAUCGCAAAGUUUCGCUUUCAGCUAGUUGCUGGUCAGCAUUUGAACCGGAUGACUUGGAUAUUGAAAGAUGUGAGUGGCACACAAGACAGAUCACACCAGAGUCAAAUCACAGGCAGACUACGAGAAAAGCUGUACAAUGCAAAUGGUGAUGGUUGGAGAGGGCUCGGAACCGGGAUAGUUGCAGAUGUUGACAAAGUUUCGAAUCUCGUCCUGGAACUUGACGGCUGUUUUAGCGAUUCUCGAAGCACUAUAGCUACGCCGGGCCAUAGCGCGGUAGGACACGGUACCAGGAAUGUCGGCCAAAAGCAGGCAGUCGGACAAGGCGAUCCUAGACAAAUUAUAAAUGCAGGAGUGCGCCCUAGUGGAGUUGUGUCUGCUGUUGGGGCUCCUGGCAUGAAACCCGAACAGAAGGCUUCGGAAGAUAUUAUCAUGAUUGACUAG